UGUCUUCGAUAUAAAUUAUAGUGUGAUGGAAUCUUGAAAUACUUGCUCAUUUCUGAAUAAUGACCAUAUAUCAACCCCAAAACUGUGAUGAUUAUAUCCUGAGCCAUGCUAUCAACAAACUUGAAGUUUCCCUGUCCAGCAUGGCUCAUCUCGUUGUAAAUUUGUGUACACACACUCUUUACAGCUCACAUUUUGUUGUCCACAAUGGAAAGCUUGUCCCUAUGUUGUUGCUGUCAGUAGGCUAGGAUAAACAGACCCAUCCGUUAUGUGUGGACCUCCAGAUUCUAGUUGAAGACUGAGAAGAAGUGAAAUCAUCAUCUUUCACCAUGGAUUUUGUAUCUACGUUGUCUGUGUUGGCAACUGUGACAUCAUUUGCAAUUCAGCUCAUUGGCAUGGAGAUGUCUUUUCGAAUAGUUCAAAAAGGAAGCACGGCUGAUGUUGCACCCGCACCGUUUAUUGCUUUUUUUGUCAGUGCAUGUGUGUGGCUCAAGUAUGGGCUGAUGAUGGGUAUCACAAGCGUCAUUUUGACCAGCUGUCUCAGCGCUGUGUUGCAGUUUUUGUACAUAUGUAUUUACUAUUUGUACACAAACAAGAAGCACUUUUUGCACCGCUUGCUUCUGAUUGGUUUAUUCAUAUUGUUUACUCCGCUCAUGUAUGUGGACUUUUAUGAGACGGAAGUGGAGCUAGCCUCAAGACAUCUUGGUCUUUACUGCUGCGUGCUCAGUGUUAUGUGCUAUGCCUCUCCUAUGGCUACACUAUCUGAGGUGCUUCGCCACAAGUCAACAGAUUCUAUAUCAUUACCGUUGUGUCUCAUCAAUUUUGUGUCUGCUGUUGAGUGGACUCUCUAUGGAUUAGCAAUACAAGAUAAGUUUGUCACAUUUCCGAACUUUAUCGGAGGCGUACUUGGAAUUCUUCAACUUUCUUUAUUCGUUGUUUAUGGUUUCAAGCACAAAAGAGGACGGCCAUCUAUAGUCAACACUUGAAUUCUUACCUCAUUUAAGUCAUGUUGGAUAAAACAAUGCUCCAUAUGAAGUCAGCCAUAAACCUGAGAGCUGAGUGCUGCCAUAAGUGGAUUGUCCUCCCAUUCUCCACCCCGCCCCCUCCCCCAAGACAACAGAUGACAUGAGUACUCACUGUACAUAAUGUUGAUGCUGAUUUUCUCAUUGUUACUAUCUCUAAGGGAUGUUGUGCAUUAGCAAUCUGGUUUAUGCUACAAACAUAUUGUUUUAUCUCACUUGAUGUGAUGUUUUUGCCUUGCCUUGUGUAUUUGGAUAUCAAGAGCAUUUCAGACCCUUUUGUCUUGCCUAAAGGCAAAAGUUGUGGAGGUUGUUGUCAGAUGUUUGUGGAACACAUUUUUGUAGUUUUAUGUUUAUCACUACUGCAUAUUACUUUGUUUGCUUUGAUUCUUUGACCAGAAUAUAAAAUUGUGUGGAGUGGCCUAAUGCAGAAACAGUGAAGUCAAAUUUACUGCAGGACAAAGGAAAGAAUUGCCACGCAUUGUGUGUUGUUGUUUUUUUUACUAAAUUAAAAUAAUGAUAAAAAGAGGUACUUUGGGAGUAAAUCCUGAAAAAUGGGGGAAAUUGUUUUUUUUUAAAUCCCAUUAUUAGUUCAUGUGUUAUGGAAAAGAGAAUAAGUGAUAGUGAAUAUUUUCAGUUCAGUUGGAAUCAUUUGUAAAUAUAAUCCCGUAAAGUCAAAUUACAUUUUGCACUUGUAUAAAUUUUACUGAAAGCCACUAAACUAUUCUCUGUAUGUUACCAUGAAAUGAAUGUUCCAAUUGUUUUUCCUUGUUACUUUUGAUUCUAGCUUUCCUUUGUCAAACUCCUCAAAAGUGUUUCAGCCUUGCAAAGUGAAGUCAGAUGUGUCACGGCAGCUACUGUCAGAUACCUUCUCAUUUGUAAGCCGGUCUGAAGAAAUCGGGAAUUUGUUGCUAUAGUCAGUGUGGUCUGUUCUGUUCAAUUUUAAGUUAUACAUACCCGGGAAUUGCCCAACUAUUUAAGAAAACAAGUCAGGCUCUGUUUCUUGUAAUAACCACUUUAAAAUAUCUUUUCUCAAUAUAUUUUCCAUUUUUGCAUUGAGAUAUUAAAAAACAAUAUUACAGACGUGCAAGUAGCCCUCAGAAAAAUGAAAAUCUAAAGGUGUGUAGUGUAAUCCGAUCUAACUAUGGGAGUCUGGUGUUAAGAGAAUUUUGACAAAUUAAGGCUUCUAAACUGCCAUCUAGGCAUUUUCAGCUUUGAAAUGUAAAAUAUCAAACCAAAAAGAAUAUCUGUAUUGUCUUUUGAAAACAGAUAGUAACUCAGCUGGGUAUCACUUACUCAGAUAUUGAGAUCCACGGGCAUCAGGAUUGUGCUAUAUGGUGAUGGGAUUCUACGGUGUUACCCUUUUAGAAGUGGGCAAAAGAGGUACUGCUUUUCUCUUCAGUGUCUGGGGCUGGGGCUUAUCAACACUUGCAAUCAGUUUCUUCUGGGCAAUGUCAGCUUCCCUUUUCUCCACUGCUUCCUGGGACUUAAGGUAGGACUUUUGUAUAUGAUAUACCAGUGACUGGAUCGUGCCUCCUGUAAAAUUCCAGGGUUGUUUUGUUGUGGGCCAGUAGAAAAUAAUUGGUGGCCGCCUAAACGAUAAGUUGAUGUUGCCAUUUUUGUGGCUAUGUCAGUAAUAAUAUUGUUCAUCAUGCAGAAUGAUGCUUCCACCUUUGGGCCUGUUAAACCAGCAGGCAGUGACAACUUUCUCUACACUGGAAUAUUUCUGGAGCUUGAAAGCAUGACCACACCAAACAUCCAGAGGCAUGUUUAAAUUCGCCUGUAGCCUGCUUUCUGCCUGUAAGCUCGCGAUUUUAUCUUUGAAAUUCGAGGCAUCAAUGUUUGAAAAAAAACAAUUUCUUUAGUUGAAUUCCUGUGUCUGACUGUCUAAAGGCCACUGGGUCCAGGAGAUAAAGGACCUCUAGAAGGGGGUUUCGGAGUGGCAGCUUCUGCUGCAUACAUUGUGCUGUCACAGUGUAUGCUUCUUGGAGUCCCCUUUUGAACACAGUGCUUUCCUUCACUGGAAGUAUUUCUAGGAAUUGCGCACACCCUCCUGUCAACACAUGUUGGACUGGGAGCAGCUUGGCCAAGUCCUUGAGGUCUAAUAAGCCCAGUGCCUUCCCAGAUUCCCUGAUGAUUUCAGCCCUCACAAAUAAAAUGUUUGGUAAGUUUCUAAAUUCAUCCAGAACCGUAUCAUGAAGUUUAUGAACCAAAGGUUCCUUCUGCUCAAAGCAUAAAACAAAACGUUUGAACAGGGAAAGAACAGUAAUAACUGUGGCUCCAUGUAAGUCUGUGUCUCUCCUCCUAUCAAAAAGCCUUUUACAAACCUUCUGUUUCCUUGGCUUCCCGUGCUGUGUCAUAUUUUUAGUCUUCAAACGGCAAAGGAUAUCAUACACUCUCUGACGGCCAGCAGGUGUUACAUGAUGCGUUGAAAAGAUGUCCAGUAUUUGCUGCUUGUACAAAUCCUUGUCUUAAGCAGACAGCCAAGCAUAAUUCAUGAGGGCAAGGGUGAGGGGGUGUCCGGGUGUUUCAAUUCUUGAAAGGGAAGGGUAGCAUUUAACAAUGCCAGCCAACAAUGGCCAACUCGCUCCUUUGGCAGUUGCUCUCGGCAACCUAAAAUGCUGCAGAGAGUCAAAAAAAUCUUCCCGAAUGUCUGCUGGAAAGACAAAAGUCUUUGUGAAAAUUGUCCAAAAGAAGAGGAAAAUCCUUCUCUGGAUCAUAGCUGUACCAGAAUUUCAUGUAUGGUGGAACACAUCACCAUCAAUAUCCAAAAGGUGAGGGACACUUCACCUCAUUCGUGCCUGAAAGCCAGUUUCAGAGCCACACAUGUAGGCUGCGGAGUCAGAAAGAAUAGAGAUGAGGUUCUCCUUAGGUAUUUUGUCUUCAUUAAAAAGCCUUUCUGAGAUGGCUGUAUAUACUGUAGAGGCAUUUACAGUUUGCAGUUCCACUGUGCAGUACAGAUGAGUGACACUUCUACCUAAGUCUUUGUCAAGGAAGCAAACUAAGACAUUCAUCAGACGUUUUUUGUUGUGUUUCCUUGAGGAUUCAUCCACAUUUAUAGGGAAUGGCACUUCCUGAAGGUUCUUCACCCACCGCUUCUCUUCCAGCUCAUGCAGUCCAUACUUUAAUUUGUGCGUAGCUGUCUGUCACUCUAUUGGUAGCUUCUGGAGGGCCUGAUAGUCAUGUGCCAGAUUUUGUAACAAUUUGAUUAAGUGAGGAGCAAUUGCAGGAGGAAGUGAAUGCUCCAACAAUCACUGACUCAAGUCACAAUGAAACACACAAAUAGAUCUAGAUGUAGUCUUGUUCUAAUCAAAAAACUUUUCCCUGGCAGAAACAGAAGUCAAACUGAAACAGCACUAGAUCUACAUUCUGGCUUCUAAAUAAAAACAAAAACUUUUCCUGCAGAAAGAAGAGCUCAUCUUUGAAAGAGCACUCACAAGGAUAGUAACCACGCAAAACAGCACACCAGUGACACGAUGAUCGACUCAUGUGGUUCAUUUGUUGCGUACACCUUCGUUUUAUAGCCUCAGGGAAAUGCAAUUUGCCGCCGGAAAAGCGUCGUCUUUUUCUUAGUUUGCAUUUCCGUUCUCAUAUUGCCACAAUAAUAAAUUUCACCUGAAAAUUUUUGCCGGCUGGAGACAUAUAAUCAGGCUGGGGCGGAAAAAAUUGAGUCAGAGUCAAAAUUUCCGGAAUUGCGGCAAUUGCCGGAACACUUACACGUCUGAUUGUUGGUGUAACUUCGAAAGCGUUUUUUCUCAAUUCUUACCUUUCCACAUUUUUUUACUUCAAAAUGCAAUAUCUAAUCUUCUUAAAAAGAUAAUUGAAAAAUUUUAGAGGCAUGAUUUUCAGGAAUAUCCCAUCUUUCAGAAAGGCACAAAACCUCAAAAUAUGCCAGGGGCAAUAUGUUCCUGAUUUCUUUAGACCGACUUUCAUUUUUCUUCAAACUCGGACUACAUUGUGAUCCUUGGGAAUGUGUUACUGAAUAGUAAAUAGAACAUAAUCACAUUGUUACCGCAGUUUUCGUUUCUAUGAAUGAAUCAUAAUGAGUUCUAUGUCUUAUUUGUUAUUCUUUGUCUUUUGCUUCAUGUGCUUUCCUGUAAAUCAAGUUAAAAGAAGGUCUGGUCUUCAAGUUCGAUCCAUUUGUAAUUCUAUUUCCGCUUUGUUAUUCUUUAUUAAAAUCUGAGUUUUGUGAUUGGUAAAAUCAUAAAGUGUAUAUUAAUGUUUCUGUCCCUGUGCUCUUCAAAUGAAAAAAAGAAUGGGCAUUGGUUGAUAUUAGCAACAGUUUAUACAUUGGUCAAACUUUCACCAUUCUGAUAUUACCUGAAGAUGUAGGGACAAUUUUAUGGUAAAUUUUGUUUGGUUGGUUUGCUAUUGUCUGUGAUAAGUAUUAAAAGAAAGCACAAACCCGUAUGUUUACACUCACACACAUACACACGUGCGUGCCCAUGCUACGCUUGCUCUUCUAUUUUGUGUCAAGAUAGUUGUUAGCAUAUUAGUAGCUUUUCUUUUCAAACAAAACUGCUUCAGAAUGGUAGUUUUUAAUAACUGGUUGGGAUUUUUUCGUAGAUUAGAAUAAAUGCUUUUCAUAAAAUUUGCUUGCAGGAGUAAUAUGUGUUUGCUUUGUUGUGUAAUGGCUCUUUGGCCGAACAGUUGGGUUUUUUAAAAAAUUGGACUGCCAAGUUAAAAUAACUCACUUUUAUUUGGGGGGGGGGGGGGGGCUCGAUGUAUUUAACAAAUAAUUGAGAAUCAUCUAGAGCAAUAACAUGCAUUCCCACAGUGUCCCCCCCCCCCCCCCCCCCCAGACUCUGUGACACAUACUAUAUUGAAAGAUUAUAGAGGAAAAUUGCAUUUCAUCAGAUUCAUCUUUAUUCUAACCAUGAAAACUGAAGUUAAAUUUUUUGUUAAUGUUGUUUCCAGUGGCAAAUGAAAGUGGAGUCUUGUACAUCUUAAUUCUACGACAAAAUAGUCAUGGCAUAGUGUUACCAUUUAGCGACCCCAGUGCUUUCUUGUCGUAUCUCCAUUUUUAAUAACAGUGAAAACAGUUCAUAGCAAAGAGUGAGCUUAAGAAGAAGUCACAUUUUAACUGUUUUAAAAAAAAAGGUAAUACAACAAGAAAGCACUGAGGUCACAAUUUGAUGGGAGGCUUGUACUUGCCAGAAAGGACCCUGAAAGUUUAUUGAUCACUCCCUUUCUUUUGUCUACUUUUUCCUCAUAAAGUCAACAUCUCUCGUACUCUGGUUAUGCUCUUCACUUUGAGCACAAAAGACACAAGUUCAGUUCCCUCAAAGAAAAUACAUUUUAGUGACUAUAGCUGUCUUUUGAUGAGGGGUAUUGUCCCACAUUGGAGAUGUUGGCCCUGACUGGCAGGAUCAAAGCAGCCUGCCUCCAAUGUGAUCUUCAUUAUGAUAUGGAUGGCUAUGUGGCUAUGUAAAACAUUCAUAAUCAUUUUCCUCCUAGUAUCUGUCCAGUAUUUUUGAAAUGUUAGAAUAUGGUAAUACUCUUUUAUGCACAAUUUUCCUUGUGAAUUGGAUAUUCCAACAGU
Messenger RNA from Aplysia californica (California sea hare), 6558 nucleotides. RefSeq names its product sugar transporter SWEET1. Lineage: Eukaryota; Metazoa; Mollusca; Gastropoda; Aplysiida; Aplysiidae. Gene Ontology annotation, cellular component: membrane. Gene Ontology annotation, molecular function: sugar transmembrane transporter activity. Gene Ontology annotation, biological process: carbohydrate transport. Bases 327 to 983 code for a protein of 218 amino acids. The record is from RefSeq and is a predicted model, not a curated record. The transcript is spliced from 8 exons.